AUGGGGAAGGGGUUCUGUGACUUCGUCACACCGCUCUUUGAGAUCACGUACAUGAGGGACCCGCCCCCGUUUUUCUUGGAGGGCCCCUUGGAGCGGGUUGGUGGGUGGAGUGUGUACAGGGAGCCGCCUCUCUGCAGCCGCGGCAGCGAGAAACGGUACAAGUGCACGCACCAGCAUGUUCUACACGCCCGCCUACCGUACAAGCUGUCGACCGUCACGGGGGACCCCGUUCCUAGCAUUGACAUGGAUCCUCAGCUGUUCCUUCGCUACCAACUGAACCCAUACCGGCCGCCGCACUUGCCGCCCCCACCUGGACGUGAGCAGAGCGUUUACCGUUUUUAUGGUCCGUGCCUCCGCGAGGUGUUUCUGGAGCUGGUGCCGCUGUGUCCUGGGGGCGGUACGGGCGAGGGGGUGCCCUCAGCGGCGGCGCACGGUGAGUGCGGUGUCAACGUGUACACGGAGGCCACUGGCGUCUUUGCGGACUUUGCUUGCGAGGAGGCAGGUGACCUCGCGCUUGUCUAUUCCACUCUCCCCUGUGUGAGGGAGAGGCUGCAAAUCCCCUUUUCUGCCGGCGCCGAGGCUCCGUCCCUAAUUGUGGACGAUGCGUUCAUCAUCUGGGACAGCCUUGGCCUGCUGAGCCUGAACGAGCUGAGUGACACGGGCGCGCUGCACACGGAGGAUGCGUGGGAUUAUUUCUUUGAUUGGCAUCUGCCUCAGUGA
This is a messenger RNA of Trypanosoma conorhini, 720 nucleotides long. RefSeq lists its product as uncharacterized. The record is from RefSeq and is a predicted model, not a curated record. The transcript has a single exon. NCBI's taxonomy places the organism in Eukaryota, Euglenozoa, Kinetoplastea, Trypanosomatida, Trypanosomatidae. The coding region runs from base 1 to 720 and encodes 239 amino acids.